AUGUCUUUUUCAAAAUUAUCUCUUGCUUUUUCGCUCGUUGCCUUCCUUCCCUUCGUUUUCGCGACAGAACCAGAACAUGUCAAUGGAUUUCUACCUGUGUGGUACGAAGAUUUCUCGGAGAAAUCCAUCGAUACAAACAAAUGGAACAUCUAUACCGGCGAUUCGUAUAACAACGAAGAACAAAAAUAUAUCAACUCCCCCUCCACAUGCACAAUUACCGACAGAGGAACUUUUCUCAUCGAACCAGUCAAAGAUUCCGCCGGUAAAUGGACAUCGUGCAAAAUCAACACCGUAGACUCAUUCAAGGCCGAACCAGGUGAACAGAUCAUUGUUCAGGCUCGCUUCAAGCUUGGCACGCCUGGGUCAAAUCUUCAAGGAAUAUGGCCAGCAUUUUGGAGUCUAGGACAAGUUAUGCGAGAGGGUACCCAAUGGCCUGAAUGCGGAGAGAUAGACACAUUCGAAAAUGUCAACGGCUCACCUCUCGGCACAGGGACUAUCCAUUGCGGUCCCGCCUGUCAUGAUCCUUCUGGACUGGGUGCCGGAAUCACAUUUGACUACGGAACUUUUCAUACAUGGGCUCACGCCAUUGACCUGAGAAGCGACGACUGGAAACAACAGAGCAUCAUCUGGUACAUGGACGGCCAACCAUACCACAAGAAGAAAGGCGCCGACAUCGGCGACGAGGCGAGUUGGAAAGCACUCGCUCAAAAAGCCAUGUACAUGACCCUCAACGUCUCGGUUGGAGGGACAUUACCCGGCGCCAGUGCUCCAACUACCGCCACCGGGGCGGACGCUGGAAUGGAAAUUCAAUACGUCGCGGUUUACAAGUCCUGUGAUUGCUUGGGAUGA
This is a messenger RNA of Hymenoscyphus albidus, 849 nucleotides long. The record is from the annotation of a GenBank genome assembly. NCBI's taxonomy places the organism in Eukaryota, Fungi, Ascomycota, Leotiomycetes, Helotiales, Helotiaceae.